AUGGUUACAUCCGCGGGACAAGGCGGGCUGUUUAGAACGACUGUUGUUUCCAAGAUUUCAAGGCAUCGAUCCAAUCUGGAAAUGUUCGAUUCUCGUUCCGUCCUACUCGGCCUGGCCACCCUCAAUGGUGUCCAAGCCUGGGGUACUCUCGGCCAUGCCACAGUCGCCUACAUUGCCCAAAACUACCUAGACGAUGCUACAGCAACCUGGGCCAAGGGCGUCUUGGGUGAUACCUCAGACUCAUAUCUAGCCAACAUCGCAUCGUGGGCCGAUAGCUAUCGUUCUACUUCCGCUGGCAAGUGGUCCGCUCCCUUGCAUUUCAUCGAUGCCGAGGACAGCCCUCCCACCAGCUGCAACGUAGACUAUGAGCGAGACUGCGGCUCCUCGGGCUGCUCGGUCUCCGCCAUCGCUAACUACACACAACGUGUUGGAGAUGGCCGUCUUAGUAAGGCAAACACGGCCGAGGCUCUCAAGUUUCUUGUCCACUUUCUUGGCGACGUCACACAACCCCUGCAUGACGAAGCGCUAGACAGAGGUGGAAACGAAAUCACUGUCACUUUUGACGGCUACGACAGCGACAAUCUGCAUUCAGAUUGGGACACGUACAUCCCGCAAAAGCUGGUUGGCGGUUCGACGCUAUCCGAUGCGCAGACAUGGGCCAACGAGCUGAUUAGUCAGAUUGACAGCGGCAGUUACAAGAGCGUGGCUGCAAACUGGAUCAAGGGCGACGAUAUCUCUGAUCCUAUCACUUCUGCCACAACCUGGGCCAGCGAUGCGAAUGCCUUUGUAUGCUCUGUGGUCAUGCCCAAUGGUGUCGCGGCGUUGCAACAGGGUGAUUUGUAUCCGGAUUACUACAACAGUGUCAUUCCAACCAUUGAGCUGCAGAUUGCAAAAGGUGGCUACAGACUCGCCAAUUGGUUGAACAGCAUCUAUUCAGCUCAUAUUGCCAAGCGCAAACGUGAUGGAGAAACCAUGAUUAAGAAGAAGGAUGUUGAUCUGUCUGGUCGCAGUUUCUUGCCUCCUCCCAUUCCCUUGAGUGAGCAGAAAAAGAAGAGGGCUGCAGCUGGAUACGGAUGCAUGCACAGACAUUAG
Messenger RNA from Talaromyces stipitatus ATCC 10500, 1092 nucleotides. Its product is annotated as nuclease PA3, putative. Gene Ontology annotation, biological process: DNA catabolic process. Gene Ontology annotation, molecular function: nucleic acid binding; endonuclease activity. The record is from RefSeq and is a predicted model, not a curated record. Bases 1 to 1092 code for a protein of 363 amino acids. The transcript has 2 exons. Lineage: Eukaryota; Fungi; Ascomycota; Eurotiomycetes; Eurotiales; Trichocomaceae.